AUGUGGCUUCUCACCCACUUCGGGGAGCCGGAGCCGUGGACGAAGGAGGAGGUGCAGGUGUUCCUAGCUAAAGUGCGCAUAGAGCUGAAGGACCUAUACAUUCAUGCGUAUAAUCCUGCGCACCGCGUGUGGGCAAGAAAGCCUACCUUGGAUGAAUUGGAAGCGAAGGAGGCAACUUUCAAAGCUGAGCCAUCACCGUAAAGCUCUUUUGAAUCUUCAUUGUAACCCAAAUCUUAGGGUGCUGUUCACUAU
Messenger RNA from Penicillium canescens, 252 nucleotides. RefSeq lists its product as uncharacterized. The record is from RefSeq and is a predicted model, not a curated record. Bases 1 to 201 code for a protein of 66 amino acids. The transcript has 2 exons. NCBI's taxonomy places the organism in Eukaryota, Fungi, Ascomycota, Eurotiomycetes, Eurotiales, Aspergillaceae.